AUGUGGGUGCAUCCAUCACUGUCAAAUUUCAGAUUUACUGUUGGCCAUCAUGUCAAGCGCAUUAUGUCUCGACUCCCUCGCGAUGUUGAGUUUGAGUUGGAACGAUGGGAGAGAUGUUUGAAUUACAUAAAUGGUGUGGCUGUUCCUAGUGAGAUUCAUAAGGUACUCCAAUAUUCAACUGCAUUUUUCUUGGAACGGCAUGCAAUUGUUAAAAAGUUAUCAAAUUUUGGGAUUGGAAAUAUGAGGCAACUAAAAUGCUGUGUUGUGGGGGAAUGUAAUGAGGUUGAAGUUAUUAUAGAUGAACCAGAAGCUCAAAAAGAAGGCAGUGAAGCCGAUGCUCGCAAAGAAUAUUAUGAAGCAAACGCUCAUGAAGAAGAAGCAGAUGCUCAUGAAGAAGAUGAUGAAGUAGAGGCUCACAGAGAAGAUGGUUGCAAUGGAAUUGUAUCUAAAACAUCUGGUGCUAAAAAAAUUGUUCUUGGAUCACUUGAAUACCUCAUGGGAGGAGCCAGUACAACCAAAGUGUUUAUCUCUUCUGACAUUCUUGACAUUGUGCACAUGUCCCCAAUUGACCACUAUUUUCACAACAGGGGAAAGGAUGGCAACGGUUGUUGGAUCGAAGAGAAAAGAAGAGAAAGGGGCGGCGGCAACUCAACGGCAUCGUUCACUCUAGGUUUCAUGUUUAGCCCCACGGAGGAGCAACUCAUAGACCACUACCUGAGGUUGAAGAACGAGGGCAAGUUGUCGGUCAUAAAGUCGGACAAACGGGAGUGGUUCUUCUUCCGCCGGCUUGACGACCAGAGGGAUGCUGGCGUCCUACUCCCUAGUAUUCCGCACAGCAAAAUUGGUAGUAAUCUGGCUUCAAAAUUGAUGACAAUCCGGACAAAAAUACUCUGGAUUUACAUCAUUGGCGAACCGAUUCCCAUCGUUGGCGAACCACCACGGCGGGCUACUGGGAAAGCACAGGAUCAACGUGGGGUGUCCUGGCCUAAAUCACUUCCAUCUCUUCCAAGCCUGAUUCUACCAGGAAAAAGACUUUCACAAGCAAAGAGCAAAAAUGAAUGCAUCCCAACUGGUCCUUUUGUGAAAACACCAUCUUCUGAUGGUUACAACUGGCGAAAAUAUGGUGAGAAGGGUUUGUUGAGUGGUGCUCUUAGUUAUUAUAGGUGCGCUUCUCGUGGAUGUUGCGCAAAGAAAAGGCAUAGCUUUGAUCACUCGGGGCGUGAAAUAGAGGUGCAUUAUGAAGGCAAACAUAAUCAUGAUAUACCUUGCCAGGGUGACUUUGUUCUGUGUCAUUUGUUUCAAAAGGGAUGGUUGGAUGAUAUCAAGGACGAUAAAAUAUACCACAGUGGCUCCUCUCUUAGUAAGGAAGCAGUGUUUCGAUGGGAAGAAUCUUUGCCGAAAGUUUUUGAUGAGGAAGGAACUGAAAAACGAAUAACUUUAGAGUCUCAAGGAGAGGUGUUUGACGUUGAAGCAUUUGAGAUGAAAUCGAAUUCUGAUGAAAUAGUUGACGAAAAUGGGGUAGAAUUUAAAGCUUCUGGGCCAGAUAAGAAAUUUGAAAUUGAAGAAAUUGGGAUAGAACCUGAAACUUCAGAUAUGGACUGGAAAACAUCUUCUAUGGGUUUGGAAAUAUACUCUGAUACAAUUAUUCAACGUGACUCACGUGAGAUACUUCAAUCAUGUCUCAUGUGCGGUGGUUUAGGAUUAACAGAGCCGCCCAAGGAUGAGGAAUGGGAGAAUGCCAAAAAGAUUUACCUAAUGGACAAUGAGUUAUCUGAUUUACCCAAGAAUCCAAGGUGCCCUGUGCUCUCGACAUUGUUCCUUCAGAGAAACUAUAAAUUGAGAACAAUCCCUCCCUCAUUUUUUGAUCACAUGCCUGCUCUUCAAAUCCUGAACUUAUCCGGGACUGGUAUCAAGUCUUUGCCAGAGUCUAUUAUCAGAUUGGUUAGCCUCAAAAGACUGUUUUUAAAUGAUUGUCAUCGUUUCAUGAUAUUGUCGCCUAAAGUUGGAGAACUAGAGCAGCUUGAGGUUCUUGAUCUUGAAGGGACAGAUAUUAUGGAUUUACCCAAGGAGAUUAAGGAGUUAACUAAUCUCACAUGCUUGGAAGUUUCAUUUUGUGCAUAUCUGAGUAAUGGUAGGAGAGCCACGCAAUCAGAUGUAGUGGUUCCGUGUGGCAUAAUUUCGGCAUUGUCUCAUUUAGAGGAGUUAAAUAUGAGUGUGAAUCCAGAUGACAAACGAUGGAGUGCAUGUGUGGAAGCUAUUGUUAUUGAAGUAUGUACCUUGCAGAGGUUGAACACUCUUAAAUUCUAUUUUCCGAGAGUGGAACUUGUGAGGCAUUUUCUAUUGAAUAGCCCAAUGUGGGUGCAUCCAUCACUGUCAAAUUUCAGAUUUACUGUUGGCCACCAUGUCAAGCGCACUAUGUCUCGACUCCCUCAUGAUGUUGAGUUUGAGCUGGAACGAUGGGAGAGAUGUUUGAAAUACAUAAAUGGUGUGGAUAUUCCCACAGAGAUUAAGGAGGUACUGCAAUAUUCAACAGCAUUUUUCUUGGAACGGCAUGCAACUGUUAAGAAGCUAUCAGAUUUUGGGAUUGGAAAUAUGAAACAACUAAAAUGUUUUGUUGUGGGGGAAUGUAAUGAGGUUGAAGUUAUUAUAGAUGAAACAGAUGCUCGCAAAGAAGACAAUGAAGCAGAUGCUAAUGAAGAUGAUGAUGUAGAUGCUUGGGAAGAAGAUGAUCGCAAUGAAAUUGUAUCUAAAACAUCUGGUGCUAUAAAAAUUGUUCUUGGAUCACUUGAAUACCUCUACAUAUAUUAUACGAAGAAUCUAAGGAGGAUAUGGGAGGGGCCAUUACAACCAAAGUGUUUAUCUAUUCUAAAGUCCAUGACAUUGCGCACAUGUCCCCAAUUGACCACUAUUUUCACAACAAGUUUACUUGAUAACCUCUAUAAUUUAGAAGAGCUUACAGUUGAAGAUUGCCCCUCCAUUAAAACUUUAGUAAGUUGCAAAAUUUCUGCUAAGCCUAAAACCUCUGACUUUCUCCCGAAUUUGAAGAGGAUUUCGCUUUAUUACAUGCCUGGAUUAGUUAGCAUCUCUAGUGGUUUACACAUUGCACCAAGAUUGGAAUUGCUGAGUUUCUAUAAUUGUCCAAAUCUUAAGCACCUAUUGAUUGAGGAAGUAUCCAGUAAAGAUUUAAAGAAGAUCAAGGGUGAGUGGAAUUGGUGGGUAGCACUGAAGUGGAGAAGCGGCCGUCCGAGUUACUUGGAUGACAUUUUUGUUCCAAUCAACAUAUGAGAUUGCCCUGUGCUUGAGAUUUUCCCUAAUGGGAAUUAGUCUUAGCUUUUCCCUUUGCAGGUCUUGUAAUUGUAAGUCGAUGCAUCCUAUCCUUGGACUGCUUUCUCACUCCUAUGCUCAUACUCUUGUAUCAACUAUGCCAUUGAGUGCUGAUAUUGAGUUUGUUGCCUCCUCUGCUCUAAUAGAAGACAGUGUAUCAUGUGUCACAUGCAGUUGGAUUUUCUUUUAUAAUUACAAGAAAGUUGUGUUGUAGAAUAUGGAAUUGUAUGUGUAGGAAGAGAGUUGACAAUGCUUUCUUAUACUUCUACCUCUAUCUUAUUUGAGAAAUGUUUUUCUAAGGGAUAGUUGAGAUAGCAUUGUGGCAAUGGCAGGCAACAAGGUUGGGUGUUGAGGGUGGCUGGCUUUCUUAGUAGACGAUAGAACUCAAUACAUGUAAUAUAUUUUCUUCCUUGGGCAUAUACCCUUGGGUCAAGCAAAAGAUUAUGGUUCGUAUGGUAAAACUUUUUAGAUGGUGCUUUUUGUUUUUUGGUUGUGAUGUGACAUAAAGAUAAAAGUAAUUUUGAAUAUUCUAUGAGAAUUUUGUGUUUCGAUAUGUUUGUUAAUGCUUUUGGUUUUUUGCUAAAAAGCAAAAAGUAGUCCUAAUGAGUGUUGCCAAACGAGACCCACAUCAUUUAAUGAGCAUUUUUUCUUCA
Corylus avellana is the source of this 3977-nucleotide messenger RNA. The record is from RefSeq and is a predicted model, not a curated record. NCBI's taxonomy places the organism in Eukaryota, Viridiplantae, Streptophyta, Magnoliopsida, Fagales, Betulaceae.